CUCCCUCCGGUCCGCACAGGGGAGCAGCCGGCAGCAGCUAGCUACCACAGGUACGCCUGUCUCCGGUCCAGUGCAAUCUUGUCUUCUUUUUGGAUUUGUGAUCGACGAUGAUGUAGUAUGUAGCAAAGUGUUUGCUUGGCAUGUGGGCUCAAGGCGUAAGUAAGGAUCAGUCUAGAGGUUUGGUUGCCAAGUUCAGUGCACUACGCUGACACUCCCUCCUCUCCCUGCGUGCACUGCUGCUAGUACCAGCAGCAAUAAGCUAAUCAGCUACGAUGGCGGACUACGUGUAUGGCCCCGGGCGGACCCACCUGUUCGUGCCGGGCCCCGUGAACAUCCCGGACCCCGUGAUCCGCGCCAUGAACCGGCAGAACGAGGACUACCGCUCGCCGGCGGUGCCGGCGCUGACCAAGGUCCUGCUGGAGGACGUUAAGAAGAUCUUCAAGACCACGACGGGCACGCCCUUCAUGAUCCCGACGACGGGGACGGGCGCGUGGGAGAGCGCGCUGACCAACACGCUGUCCCCGGGCGACAGGGUCGUGUCCUUCCUCAUCGGGCAGUUCAGCCUGCUGUGGAUCGACCAGCAGCGGCGCCUGGGCUUCGACGUGGACGCGGUGGAGAGCGAGUGGGGCCAGGGCGCCGACCUGGCCGCGCUGGAGCGCAGGCUCCGCGAGGACGCGCCGCGGCACGCCAUCAAGGCCGUGGCCAUCGUGCACAACGAGACGGCCACGGGCGUCACCAACGACCUGGCCGCCGUGCGCGCGCUGCUGGACAAGCACGCGCACCCGGCGCUGCUGCUGGUGGACGGCGUGUCGUCCAUCUGCGCGCUGGACUUCCGCAUGGACGAGUGGGGCGUGGACGUGGCGCUCACGGGCUCGCAGAAGGCGCUGUCGAUGCCGACGGGGAUGGGCAUCGUGUGCGCCAGCCCCAGGGCGCUGGAGGCCAGCAAGACGGCCAGGUCCGUGCGCGUCUUCUUCGACUGGAAGGACUACCUCAGGUUCUACGACAUGGGCACGUACUGGCCCUACACGCCCUCCAUCCAGCUCCUCUACGGCCUCCGCACCGCGCUCGACCUCAUCUUCGAGGAAGGGCUGGACAACGUCGUGAGGAGGCACAACCGCCUUGGGACAGCCACCAGGCUCGCCGUCGAGGCGUGGGGGCUCAGCAACUGCUGCCAGAAGGAGGAGUGGUUCAGCGACACCGUCACCGCCGCCGUCGUGCCGCCCAACAUCGACAGCGCCGAGGUCGUCAGGCACGCGUGGAAGCGGUACAACCUCAGUCUCGGCCUCGGCCUCAACAAGGUCGCCGGGAAGGUCUUCAGGAUCGGCCAUCUCGGCAACCUCAACGAGCUGCAACUUCUGGGAUGUCUGAGCGGUGUGGAGAUGGUGCUCAAGGAUGUGGGGUACCCAGUGAAACUAGGUAGCGGCGUGGCAGCCGCGGCGGCGUACCUGUCAAACUCCACGCCGCUCAUCCCAUCUAGGAUCUGAGAACAAUGUAAGGGGAGGAUAUCGCAAACAAGGCCAGCGACAACGAGUGGGCAGACGAACGAACAAAGCGUUGCUACAUAGUACUCUCUCAGAAUGUAAAGUUAAAUUUCACACCCAGCUGUUGCUACAUAGUAGUAUAGUUUUAUGAAUUACAGGUUUGAUUAAACUUCAAAUUAAUCUACAUGUAUAGCCCUGCCCAGAUUUAACUAUAUUGGGACCGUAUUACUUACCGAUC
Molecule: messenger RNA, 1719 nt
Organism: Zea mays
Lineage: Eukaryota; Viridiplantae; Streptophyta; Magnoliopsida; Poales; Poaceae
Product: Serine--glyoxylate aminotransferase
Exons: 2
Coding region: 273-1484 (403 amino acids)
Cellular component (GO): peroxisome
Molecular function (GO): L-alanine:glyoxylate transaminase activity; L-serine:pyruvate transaminase activity
Source: RefSeq, marked provisional